This is a messenger RNA of Neltuma alba, 290 nucleotides long. Its product is annotated as auxin-induced protein 15A-like. Gene Ontology annotation, biological process: response to auxin. The record is from RefSeq and is a predicted model, not a curated record. Bases 1 to 279 code for a protein of 92 amino acids. NCBI's taxonomy places the organism in Eukaryota, Viridiplantae, Streptophyta, Magnoliopsida, Fabales, Fabaceae. The transcript has a single exon.
AUGGGUUUUCGUCUACCUGGGAUCAAGAGGUCUUCCUUUGCUACAAAAUUGACUUCUUCAAAAUCUGGUGAAGUGCCAAAGGGUCAUCUGGCAGUGUAUGUUGGAGAGGAAAUGAAGAGAUUUGUGAUCCCAAUAUCAUACUUGAAUCACCAUGCGUUUCAAGAGUUGUUAAGUGAAGCUGAAGAAGAAUUUGGAUACGAUCAUCCAAUGGGUGCCCUUACUAUUCGUUGCACAGAAGAUGUCUUUCUAAAUGUCACUUCUUCCUUCAGUUGGUGCUAGCUUGUAAAGAU